This is a messenger RNA of Angiostrongylus costaricensis, 741 nucleotides long. NCBI's taxonomy places the organism in Eukaryota, Metazoa, Nematoda, Chromadorea, Rhabditida, Metastrongylidae. The record is from the annotation of a GenBank genome assembly.
AUGGCGCUUCGUAUGGAUUAUGAAGGAAGCAAUGACGUUGGAGUGUUUUGUAAUUUGACAAACAGCUACUGUCUUGUAGGAAUUGGAGGAACUCAAAAUUUUUACAGCUCUGUCGAAGCUGAGCUUGCCGAUGUCAUUCCUGUUGUUCACACAUCCGUUUCGUCCACACGCAUAGUGGGACGGGUUACAGUAGGAAAUCGAAACGGCUUACUGGUUCCUAGCGGAACUACUGAUCAGGAGUUGCAACACUUGAGGAACUCUUUGCCAGAUGAGGUGAAAAUACGACGAGUGGACGAACGUCUCUCAGCUCUAGGAAAUGUGAUAGCAUGUAAUGAUCAUGUUGCUAUUGCCCACCCUGAAAUAAGUGAGGAAACCGAGAGUGCUCUUGUGGAUACACUUAACGUCGAGGUAUUCCGUGUCAGCCUUGGACAAAAUGUGUUAGUAGGAUCAUAUUGCGCUCUUUCAUCACAAGGAUGUCUCGUGGCUGCUAGCACACCUCCAGAGACUCAGCGAGAAUUGGCAGCGUUGUUACAAGUUCCCGUUGUUGCGGGUACUGUAAAUCGCGGAUCGGAACUGAUAGGUGCCGGGAUGUGUGUGAAUGAUUGGGUAGCUUUUUGUGGGUUGGUUACUACCUCUACUGAACUCUCGGUAGUGGAGUCGAUUUUCAAGCUAGGCGAUCAAGGGCAACCGGCUGCAAUUAGCACACAAUUAAGAGAUACUCUUAUAGAAAGUUUGCUAUAA